CCAAAUGCAUGUGGACAUUGGUCAAGCAUAACGUGCACAUACUCUGAACACCGAUGGAGAGGGCAGUACGACCGGGAAGCCUACCAAUAACAUGACGGACACAGUGUCUGUCCUUCGCGCGAUUACCUACCGCCUGUCAUCCGCACCAGCCAAGCAACUUCCGAGAGUCGCAUCGCAAGUAGCUGGCCAGUUGUGGAAUUGCAAGGAUAUACUCUCCGCUCCUCCCGUUUCUGCCAAGCAGGGCGAUGAUGUGUCCUUGGUGGUACAUCGCUUCAAGACGUACCUAUCCAACUUGCUCCAAGCCCGCACGGUCGAGGGGAGGUGGUCCGGCGUUGUCCUCACUAAGGCAACAGUCGAAGCUGGAGGCCUCGAAAUUCUUAGCAAGUCUAAUGGAUGGAUUCGCAGCUUGCUAGGCAUCUUAAAGAGAUCGGACCCAGCUACUACGAGAGCUCUUGCCGUCAUCACUUUGACUCGGAUUUUCCAGCUAACUUGGGAUCAUUCGAAUCUGGUCCGCGAGAUCACAACCCCAGCACUACCCACUUUCAUCGCCAUCUGCCUAAGCAACGUGGAGAACAGCCGUUGUUCUGCUAGGGAACUGCAGACUGUAUUGGAGGCGUUCGUUACCCUUAUCCAUCGACAUCCCACAAUCUUCAGGACCAACGAAGCCCAGGUUCGGUCAUUACUUUGCCGCAUUCUUUCGAACAGCUCCUCAACCGACGCAGUUCAUUUCUACUUAGCAGAGCACAGAGACAGGGCUCAACGUCUCUUGGUGCUACUAUGUCACUGCUGCCCCAAGCAAGCUGCGGCGGAGAAGUGGGACGAGACUCUCAAAGCCACGGUGACCGCUGCUCAUGCGACUUGCGAUAGGGUUUUCAGAUCGGUACUCGAAGACUGGAAGUCUUCUGCCGGAAUGCAGCCUUCACUCAACCCGAACGUGCUGUUCCAGGGAGAGGUGGAGAUGGAAAGUACCGACGCCGUUGGAUUGAGCGGAUGGAAAGGCGGCUAUGCGGGCAGCGAGCGGCUUGUUACUUUGCUGAGACUACUCGCAAGCCAGCUUGACACAGCGACUGCUGGCAGUGUCAAUGUGCAUGUAGGCAUGCUAGUAGAUUUACUCAGCCGCUUGUUGAGCGCUCGGGUCCCUACCGCCAAACAUGGUGGCGUCAGACCAAAUCCGCAGGUCUCGAAGGAAGAGCGAGAAGCUCUGUUUGCCACCCUACCUCACAUACAUGCUACUGCGAUUGAUAUGAUCAGGGAUCUCUUUCAUCGCUUCGGAUCGUCACAGGUUGGUACGUACAUGCCACUGAUGUCGCUCGUUGCAUGGGUAUUCACUACAGAAUCUUUCGAUACACAAGUUCGCAUAGCAACCUAUAGCGCACUGGAACUCGUGCUUGAGUCGCAAGGCUUGAUACUCGCUAAAGACGAGGUGGCCGAUAUCGAAGCCAUACUCCGAGCAUGCUGUCAAGAUCUGCUACCGAUAGAAAAGUCCUCUACCAUCAUUAACAGCCUUACAAGUCAACAACACACUGCUAAUGGCGACUUGAACUCGACAACACACAAGGAUAGAGCGAGCAUCCAUCCAUCCUUUACCAAGCUACAAGAGCCAGCAGCAGGGCUCCUGGCCCUCUCCUUCUCCAAGUUGAAUGCGUCAUACAUGCCUGGUCGACUCCGCACGCUGAUGGAACGCUCGGCCGUGUUGACGCAAAAUAAAAAGGGGCUGAUCGCUUGUGUACUCAAUCCCGCAAUCAGCGGCAAUCAAGCGAACGUGCACCCGAGUCUAUUGCCAUUGCUUGCUCGUCAGCAUCCGGAUGCUCCCGAGGUGGAGGCACUACUUCGUCCUCGCAUGCCAGUCAUCAGAGCAGAGGCGACUCCUGAACAAGACCAUGAUGUUGGAGAGUACAUAGACGACGAGGAGUCUGGGCCUGAUGGCUUCCAGAAAGGCACUUACAUCAAUGGCGACAGUGCGCAACCAAGCAGCGACGCCCAACUGGACAAGCAAACAGCUGCAAUGACGCACGAUGGCGAAGACCUGUAUUCUGCCUCGCCCAUUCAGAAGACUACAAACAGUGCCCAGCACAGUUUGCAGACUACAACUAUCGCAGCGCUCACGCCCGACAAGCGCGGCGGAGACGACGAGCUUACUGAUCGCUCAUCCAAGCGCCUUCGCGCUUCGCCGGUUGCAGAGAGCCUGAUGCCAAACACAUCCCAUGGUCUGCCAGGUUCUGAUCCCGCCUCUGCAGAGAAUGAACUCCCUGCAGGAAAUAUGGUAGACAUAGACAGCGAUGGGAGUGACUUCGAGAUGCCUCCUCUGACUCUAGAGCCAGACACGGAUCUAGAAGAAGAGGAAGAAGGCGAGGAAGGUUGA
This is a messenger RNA of Baudoinia panamericana UAMH 10762, 2362 nucleotides long. RefSeq lists its product as uncharacterized. The record is from RefSeq and is a predicted model, not a curated record. The coding region runs from base 92 to 2362 and encodes 756 amino acids. The transcript is spliced from 2 exons. NCBI's taxonomy places the organism in Eukaryota, Fungi, Ascomycota, Dothideomycetes, Mycosphaerellales, Teratosphaeriaceae. Gene Ontology annotation, biological process: rRNA processing. Gene Ontology annotation, cellular component: nucleus.